Molecule: messenger RNA, 1806 nt
Organism: Lates calcarifer (barramundi perch)
Lineage: Eukaryota; Metazoa; Chordata; Actinopteri; Centropomidae
Product: piggyBac transposable element-derived protein 3-like
Exons: 3
Coding region: 1-1806 (601 amino acids)
Molecular function (GO): sequence-specific DNA binding
Source: RefSeq, a predicted model, not a curated record
AUGACAUCAUCUGCUUUCUGCUCCUUCCGGCUGAAGACAUUGCGGAUGCAAAUCUUCCUGAAAGAAGAUUGCACCGGUACACCACAGCAGAGAUCAUGGCCAUGCUGCAGGACUCUGAAACUGUGGCGGACAUCACAGUUGUGCCUGGAGUCAGAAAUGCACGCACAUGACACAGACUGUGACAGUGACCAAUCUGAUGACGAGGCCACUGAUGACCAUAACCGCCUCCCAUCAAGAUUACUGAAAGGUGAAGGCUUUCUACUUAAUUCAGAAAUGCAACUGCCAAAUCCCCCCGAUGAUGAUCCUGGGUGCUCAUCCUCAGUGAGUCAGACAGAGACUAGAAAGGUCAGUGGCACAAAUGAAAAGGUGACCAGUCAGACUGUUGGGCCCAUGCUCCACAAAACUAAAAACCAAGACAGGAAAUUCAAAAAAAUCAAGAUUGUGGCCAAAGCACCAGCACACGCCAACAAAAAAUAUCAGAUCCCUCACUAUAUCCCCAAAGAACAUGAUCCUGGCUUCACAUCAGAUGAUCCAGUGGAUAUCUUCCUCACAUUCUAUUCCAAGUCCCUCAGAGAUGCCACACUGGAAAUGCCACACUGGAAAUAUUCAAUCAAAGGGAAAACACUCAACCUGACUGAGGAUGAACUUCUGACAUUCUAUAAUAUUCUGUUGAUCAGUGGAUACAACACAAUCCCAAGGUGGCGUCUUCUCUGGUCAGACGAUUAUGAUGUCAGCAACACUGCUGUAAAAGAUGCCAUGCAGAGGAACAGGUUUGAUGAGAUUAUGUCUUCUGUUCAUUUAGUAGACAACAUGAAGAUCACAGCUGACCCGUUCUUCAAGGUGUGUCCCCUUUUUAAGCAUCUGAAUGACAUCAACAACGCAAUCCCAAUAGCAGAACAUUUGGCAGUAGAUGAGAUGAUGAUUGAGUAUUUUGGAAGGCAUGGGUGCAAACAGUUUAUUAGAGGGAAGCCUAUUCGUUUUGGGUAUAAAAUGUGGAGCUUAGCAUCCUCCUCCGGGUUUGUCCAUCAGAUGGAGCCAUACGUAGGAAGCCACACACAUCUGGUGAAAACUGGACUCGGUCAGGGUCCAAGUGUGGUUCUUGGCCUGGCAGAGAAAGCUCAAGUGCCACCUGGAGUCAAGUUUUACCACGACAACCUCUUCACAACCCUGUCCCUGGUGGAUGAGAUGACCCUGAGAGGCUAUGGCAGCUGUGGCACGAUGCGACAAACUCAGCUCCAUAACGUUCCCUUCACAGCACCCCAGACCUUCAAGAAGACACCCAGAGGAGAUUCUAAGUAUCUGGUUGAGGCAGAGAAGCUGAUUGUAAGGUGGAAUGACAACAGUGUGGUCACUGUGGUGUCGAACAUGGAGAGGGAGUUCACCGAAACUGAGGCAAAGAGAUGGAACAAACAGAAGCGGACCAUGGACAAGGUCAGACAGCCCAAGUGUAUCCAGGACUACAACACACACAUGGGAGGAGUGGACCUGCAUGACCAGUUUGUCAGCCGCUACAGAGUCAACAUCCAGUCCAAGAAGUGGUGGUGGCCAUGCUUCAGCUGGGCCCUGAACAGUGCCAUGGUGAACAGCUGGUGCUGUUACAGGUCCUGGAAAAGUGGGCAGAAGGAUCUCCUCUCUUUCCAGAGGCUGGUAGCCCAGACCCUCCUCCUGCGCCAUGGAACAAAGCCAAGUAGGCAGGGCAGAAGAUCUUCAAUGGCGGUGGCGAUAACUGAUGCCACCAGGUUUGAUAGUUUCAAGCACUGGCCCUGCAACACUGUUAGUGGAGUGCUUCAAGAAGUACCACACUGA